AUGGUAGCUAUUCAGGACCUCAUCUCCGCGCAGGUGUUCUUCGUGUUGGUUCUCUCCGCCUGUGUCCUCUGCGACGACGCCCACCUCGGAGGCUUGCUUCACGGGAAGGGCGUCCAGCAUGCUCCCGCCCACUACGCCUUCAACUACGGCGUUGCAGACGCCCACUUCGGCACCCACUUCGGCCACGCGGAGGCUCGCAAGGGCUACAAGACGGAGGGCGUGUUCUACGUGCAGCUCCCCGACGGCCGCCUCCAGACGGUCAAGUACCACGCCGACGAACACGGCUUCCACCCCCAGGUCACGUACUCGGGGGUCGCGCACCACGCCGCCGGGUACCACUAG
Molecule: messenger RNA, 342 nt
Organism: Penaeus vannamei (Pacific white shrimp)
Lineage: Eukaryota; Metazoa; Arthropoda; Malacostraca; Decapoda; Penaeidae
Source: RefSeq, a predicted model, not a curated record